AUGUCUGAUCUACACAAGGCAUUUGUCAAGAGGAUAAAAGACCAGGAGAGGUCACUAGGGCUCACCCUGUUGUCAGAAAAGGAUGAAGAAGAGCAAGAAGAGGAAGAAGAUGAAGAUGGGGAUGUUCUUUCUGGGAUGACUAACACAGCUGACCAAACUACAGUAGACAACUAUGAAAAUUUCAAACGAGUCCAUUUCAAAGUGACAGAGAAAUAUACAAGGGCAGACGGAAUUUUGUCCAUAAGUACAUACUACAAACCUCCAUCUUCUGCGAAAGAUCCAAUCUGUAUCUUCCUUCAUGGAGCUGGAUCUACUGCUAUGACGUUUGCCUUCUUGUCACAGCUGAUUGGUGAGAUAUCGGAAAAUACUGGGUUGUUUUUGUUUGACCUUAGGGGACAUGGAAACUCGUCUUUAACUAAGGACUUUUCGUUAGACGCGCUUGUAGAAGACCUCCAUUUUGUUCUCAAUGAGUUUAUUGGAAAACACAACAUCAAUUCCAAUCCAAUAUACUUAGUGGGACAUUCUCUUGGAGGAGCCAUAUCAUCCAGCUUCCUACGUAAGUAUCAAAUGCAAUAUCCCCAAGUGAAAGGACUGGUGGUUUUAGAUAUAGUAGAAGAAACAGCCGUCAAAUCCCUCGGGGCCAUGCCAAACUUCAUUUCUAAUAGACCGAAGUCGUUUUCCAGUUUGACAAAUGCCAUUAAGUGGCAUAUGGGCUUCUUGUUGUAUAACAAGGCUUCUGCAGAAGUAAGUGUUCCUGACUUGUUCGAUCUCGAAAGCUUGACCUGGAAGACAGACUUAGCUUUGACACAGCCAUUCUGGUCAACCUGGUUCGACAAGUUGUCAGAAAACUUUCUCGGAUUUAGAGGUCCCAAGCUAUUAAUUCUCUCAGCGCAUGAGACACUCGAUAAGAAUUUGAUGAUAGGGCAGAUGCAGGGGAAAUAUCAACUUGUAGUAUUCAGCAACCAACAGAAAUAUGGUCACUUCAUUCAUGAAGACUUGCCCCGACAGGUGGCUACAUGCUUGUUGGAUUUCAUAAAGAGGAACGAAGAUCCCGACAAGUUCAUGAAGGAGGAGCUAGGAAUUAUUCCUAAAUGGGGUGGCAAGAUUCACCACACAUAG
Molecule: messenger RNA, 1119 nt
Organism: Scheffersomyces stipitis CBS 6054
Lineage: Eukaryota; Fungi; Ascomycota; Pichiomycetes; Serinales; Debaryomycetaceae
Gene: PPE1
Product: carboxylesterase-mitochondrial 37S ribosomal protein YmS2
Exons: 2
Coding region: 1-1119 (372 amino acids)
Biological process (GO): protein demethylation
Molecular function (GO): protein methylesterase activity
Source: RefSeq, a predicted model, not a curated record